AUGGGUAAAGUUCACGGAUCUCUUGCCCGUGCUGGCAAAGUCAAGUCUCAAACUCCCAAGGUUGAAAAGCAAGAAAAGAAGAAGACUCCCAAGGGCCGUGCGAAAAAGAGAAUUACCUACACCAGACGGUUUGUCAACGUGACGAUGACGGGUGGCAAGAGAAAGGUAUGGAGGCUAUGGACACCACAACAAGGGUUGCGUGGGGAAAAUGAGAUGCUGAUGCUUGAUUUCUACAGAUGA
This is a messenger RNA of Cladophialophora psammophila CBS 110553, 240 nucleotides long. RefSeq lists its product as uncharacterized. The record is from RefSeq and is a predicted model, not a curated record. Gene Ontology annotation, molecular function: structural constituent of ribosome. The coding region runs from base 1 to 240 and encodes 79 amino acids. Gene Ontology annotation, cellular component: cytosolic small ribosomal subunit; ribosome. Gene Ontology annotation, biological process: translation. The transcript is spliced from 2 exons. NCBI's taxonomy places the organism in Eukaryota, Fungi, Ascomycota, Eurotiomycetes, Chaetothyriales, Herpotrichiellaceae.